Messenger RNA from Desarmillaria tabescens, 1185 nucleotides. RefSeq lists its product as uncharacterized. Gene Ontology annotation, biological process: pentose-phosphate shunt; carbohydrate metabolic process; pentose-phosphate shunt, non-oxidative branch. Gene Ontology annotation, cellular component: cytoplasm; intracellular anatomical structure. The transcript has 8 exons. Bases 18 to 995 code for a protein of 325 amino acids. The record is from RefSeq and is a predicted model, not a curated record. Gene Ontology annotation, molecular function: transaldolase activity. NCBI's taxonomy places the organism in Eukaryota, Fungi, Basidiomycota, Agaricomycetes, Agaricales, Physalacriaceae.
CUUUCUCCCUAACCAUCAUGACGACCUCUCUCGAUUAUUUGAAGCAGACUGGUACCGUCGUCGUCUCCGACUCUGGUGACUUCGAAUCCAUCGAUGUCUAUAAGCCGCAGGACGCGACGACCAACCCAUCAUUGAUCCUGGCUGCCGCCCACAAGGCCGGAUAUGCUCGUCUCAUUGACGCUGCUGUCGCCUUUGGCAAGUCCAAGGGUGGUGACAUCGACACCCAGGUCAAUGCCGCAAUGGACAGGCUCCUCGUCGAAUUCGGCAAAGAGAUUCUCGCUAUCAUCCCGGGCCGGGUUUCCACUGAGGUCGACGCACGUCUUUCCUUUGACAAGGAGGCAACAAAGGUCAAGGCCAAGGAACUUAUUGCCCUUUACGAUUCAGUGGGUGUCAAGAAGGAACGUGUCCUCAUCAAAAUUGCCUCGACCUGGGAGGGCAUCCAAGCUGCCCGGGAACUCGAACGGGACGACGGUAUUCACUGUAACCUCACCCUCCUCUUCGGAUUUGGUCAAGCCGUUGCUUGUGCCGAGGCCGGUGUCACAUUGAUCUCUCCUUUCGUUGGCCGUAUCUUGGAUUGGUACAAGAAGUCUACUGGCAAGACCUAUGAGGGUGACGAAGACCCUGGUGUUAUUUCUGUCAAGAAGAUCUUCAACUAUUAUAAGCAGUAUGGUUACAAAACCAUCGUUAUGGGUGCCUCUUUCCGUAACACCGGAGAGAUUAAAGCCUUGGCCGGUGUCGACUUCUUGACCAUUUCACCUUCCCUUCUGGAAGAACUGAAAAAGUCAACGGAGCCUGUUCCCAAGAAACUAGAUUCGGUUGCCGCUGCCAAAGCCAAAGACCUUCCCAAGGUCAGCUAUAUCGACAACGAGCCUGAGUUCCGCUGGGCACUUCUCCAAGAUCAAAUGGCAUUCGACAAGUUGCACGAAGGCAUCAAGAAGUUCGCUGAGGAUGGCGAGACGCUCAAGGCCUUGCUCAAGACCAAGCUUUCCGCUUAAACGGUAAGGUUCGGAAUGAAAAUAUGUAAACGAUUGUAUAGUGUUAGCCAAGAUGCGAAGUAAGUAGAUUUUUGUAUGUCAUAGACUGUUACGUUUCAUUUCGACUGGACUGCUGAGAUUGAAGUUCUCAUAAAAUGACUCACGUGUGGUAUGUAGCGAUCUUGGCGUCUUUUUACAGUUCGACAACAUA